Molecule: messenger RNA, 1705 nt
Organism: Rhinopithecus roxellana (golden snub-nosed monkey)
Lineage: Eukaryota; Metazoa; Chordata; Mammalia; Primates; Cercopithecidae
Product: proline-rich receptor-like protein kinase PERK14
Exons: 3
Coding region: 1-954 (317 amino acids)
Source: RefSeq, a predicted model, not a curated record
AUGCAUUUAGGAAACACGGGCUUGCCGGUGACACUGUCCACCUUGACCCCAGCUCCCGCUGGAACUUCCAGCUGGCCACUGACCGGUAACACUGGACGCCCGCCCGUCCCCCUGCCCCCGCCGCUGCGCAGACCUCAGCGCUCCCGGCGCGGUUCGGUUCCCGGAAACUCCUCGAUUUCCCUGUUGCCGCCGCGUUUGCAAGAAACCGAAACCCAGAUUCCGCCCCUCCGGCGCGGCCCCGCGGAAACCGGCGCUGGGGCUGACCCCCACUGGGUGGCCGGACCCAAGCCUUCCCCUACCCGGCCCCUGCGCCCUGCCCCACCGCCAGCUGCGAGGCCCAGGCGGAGGUGGGAGCCAUCUGAGUGCCUGCGCGCCGAACCCCGGCGGGCAGCGUCAGUCCAGCAGCUCAGCACCACCCGCGCCUCCAACGGGAGAGCCGCGGGUCUAACCCAAGUCUCAGGCUGCAACGAAUGGCAGUGCCCCGGCGAGGGACGCAACGCGGCCUUCCCCUGCGGCAAUUUACAGAAGCCGGCCAGCUUGGACCCGGCUGCUCACCCCGACUCACCCCCCGCCUGGGCGGAGCAGGAAUGUGGAAGUUGGCCCGAAAGGACUGUGCCCCCUCCCCGUCAAACACCCCCCGCCCCCCACCAAGUUCUGGCCAGGGCUGUGGAGCGUGGGUCACCUGGGGGCGAAGGACUCCACAUCACGGUGAAGUGGAGGUGCUGCAGCCCCCACAAAGACCAAGAAGCCUGCCAGGAGAGCCCCGGGCGAACGGCAGUGGGCGUGGGCCGUUCUGCAGCACCCAUUGGCGCGGGGGAGGAGAGUGCUGAUCCCAUCAAUACCCGCUCCAGGUCGCGGCCGCUGGGCCUGGCCCGGGAGCCUCCCCCGGCCUCCGGGCCCCACGGGACUGACGGGGAGCUGAGUUCUCUUUCCUCCCAACGGCGGUGUUUAUAAGAAAUGAAGCUCCGCAGCGGCCAUCAGCGGCAGCCCACACUGUCACCCCGCCCCGCUCUCAGGGGGUUCCGGAACAGCCCUGAGCACUGGAGCAAUUCCUUGGCUCAGUAUUCCAUCAUGACCCCCUAGUGAUUUUCCAGCCAGCUUCAGCCCCCCAUUCCGCAUUUAGGAAUUUUAUAACAAUCCAAUGUUUAUUCUGCUGUGUCAUACAGCAUUUUUUGCCAAACCUUUGAGAGGGGAGGGGCUGGUCUGGUGCCCCAGUGUAUCUCCAGGACCAAACCUGGGGUUCACUGAAAAGCAGGCCUGCGUGCGAUUCAUAUAUGUUGAAUGAAUUAAGGGACUUUCUUUCUCCCCAAUUAGGCUCCUUGCAAGCAGGGUGAUGACCCUUGGAUUCUGCCUUCAAGCUUUUGGAUGCUUUUAUUUCUGGCUUGUGUUCUGCAAUUCACAGUUUAGGACUGCCUGCCUCCCAGGUUUCUGUGAAAAUAGAGAUGAAGGCUUUGAGCAUUUCAGAGAGCCCUACUACUUCUGCACCUGCAAGGCUGGAAGGCAUGCUGGGGGGUGCUUGUCUGCUUUGGGGACUGUGGCCCCCUCUCUGGGUAGCAGGCUCCACAGGUAGCAGGUCUCCCAGUCAAAAACCUAGUUCAGGUCAGGAGCGGUGGCUCACACCUGUAAUCCCAGCACUUGCCUAUAAUCCCAGCACUUUGGGAGGCUGAGGCGGUGCAUCACCUGAGGUCAGCAGUUGGAGACCAGC